AAGGCCACAAGCUCAAUGCUAGUAGUCUACUACCAUGUUUGCAGAACAGGAGAAGGGUAAAAACAAGUGAAAAACAUUUUUCAUUCGAUUUUUUUUUUCUUUUUCUUACUAAACACAGUUUAACCAAAUCUCACAAGAAAGACGCACGAACCUUUCUAGUUCAGCUACAAAGGAUCAGAAACGUUGGUUUGGGCGUAGGUUCUUGUCACUAUCAAGAUUCUUUUCUUUUUUGGGGUGGUUUUUCGGUGCGGGGGAUUUCAUUUCACGCUGAUGCAAGGCUUCUCUUUGCUGUUCACGUCGGAGUGAAGCUCACAGACAAAGCGGGGCUUGGUGUCUCUCAACUGGUUAUGUCUUUUAGCAUUCGGUUUGACGUUGAUUCAUUCUUCACAUUCAUGCUAUUUAGUUUGGUUCUUUGCUGCCAUACCAUGAAGAUUUAACUUUGCAUCAUAUUGUUUGGCACUUGUAUUAAUUCAAUUUUUGUUUUCUAAUUGGUUCUAGAUAAGAUUUUCGUCUGAUGUUUAAUUGUAGAAAUUAAUGGUACUCCAAAGUAUUCGACAAUGAAGUUUGAGAAGGAAUGCUGGCAGCAGUUGUUUGUCAAAUGCAAGAACAAUUACUUAGUCAUGGUCAGACUAGAUGUAGCAGGAGAAAAACUCAUUAUAAACUUGGGGGAGGAGGAAUCCGGAAUAACUUUUUAUUGUUGAUAGCUAUGAAUUGCUGACAAUUUCUUCGAGCUGGUAGAGUUAGAUUCAAUUUUAUUUUCUGUCCAGAGAUUGGUUUCAUUCUCUUGUUGGCUGAUUCUAGCUGGCUGUAAGACAGUGAAAUGGAGACCACCAGGGAUUGGAGUUUUUUAUAAUGAGAAUAGGUUUUAUUUUUGAAUUUGUUAUCAGAUUAGUUGAAAAGUAAAACCAAUUUUGAUAUCUUGUUAUCAAAUGGAAAGAUACUUGAAUGAGGCUAUAAAAUACGAAAGGGUUAAGGAAACUAACUAAUUAUAUAAAUAAUGUUUGGUAAAAUAAGUUAUCAUGAUUGAACAUAUAAGAGAAGCAUAGUUACUAUUCGUAGGACCGUCACAUGUCAGCCCUUAAGAUAACUGUCAGAAUUUGGUUGGUUCAUCCUUAAUUUAAAAAUUUAAUAGGCUUAGAUUUUAACUAAGGCUUGGCUUGAUUGUGCAAUUGCCAUUUGCCUUUUGUUUUUUAUUCAUUAUUUAUGUUUUGCACAAAAAAGGUAAAAUAGCAAACAGUAAAAACAUUAACCAAACAAAGCUUAAAUAAUCCAGUUAAUGAUGUCUGAAAUGUUCAGCAUUUAGUUCCAUAAUGUAUCAACUGCCUUUAUUAUCCCACUUUGUGGUAUGCCCCUCUGAAUUUAGAUUACAAGAUUAUUUCUUGACAAUGACAUACCUAGAGGAGAAGUUGAUAUUGCACUCACAAAUUUGCUGGAAAAAAAAACGGUGUAAAAUUUACCCUCAGAGUCAUGGAUAGGAUGGAAUAUAUUACUGUGUGAAAAUCAAUCAUAAAAAGCUAAAAUACUCUUGAAAUCAAGAAAUAAGAAUGAAAUUUACCAUCGGAGCUAGUUUGGAAUCAUACUACACAAUAAGUGCAUACUUAUGUUAAAGCAAUGGUAGCUUUCUAGUUUUCUUAUAGGCUAGUACAACCGCAUCUUAUCUAUAAGGCUUGUAUUUGGAAAUGUUGAAAUUUAUCAUCACAUUUUAGCAGUAGCUGUAACUGACUUCAGGCGUAUGAGCUGUUUGAUAAAGAGGCAACUGUGGGGGGUGCAUGUAGAUAUCCGAACUUGUUGAGAUUGAUGAUCAGAUAUCCAAAUUUUUUGAAAUUGACUGAUUUUUCUGGAAGAUGUUUUCUUCCUUUUAUUAAUGUUAGAAGUAAGGGUACUGUACAUUAUUCCAGCAAAGUCUAUUUUUGUGUCUGUUCAAGUUGUGCCUCAUUUCCAACCAAAUUUUUUAACAGUUAUGAGAUAAAUGAAAAAGAAAGGAGGAAGAAAUAACUUUUUCCUCGGGAUGAAAUUAUUGACAGUAUUAUCAUCACAUCCAGGAUAUUUUUGAAAUCAGCUUGAUACUUGGUUUUGAAUCUUCAUUUCCCUCAAUACUAGCUGUCCUUGACCUUUUAUUUUUCCAAAAUUAUCUUUGCGUUUCUAUAAAUAUUGCAUUCUUUUGCAUAGUUGUGGUGCGUGCCUCAUGGAAUGAGGAUUAAUGCAGUGUGUCUAGACUGAUGGUAGAAAAUGUAGCAGAAAUGGCUUAAAAAUGUUUGAUGAAGAAGGCAAAAGGAUUUGGUAUUAAUUGUAAGGUUUAGAGUUGCAGAUGCAUGAUUUGAAUAUAUAAUAGCAUAUUUAUGAGUAAAGACUGUUACGCUCAUCCAUUAAGUUCAGACUCAAGAAUAAUAAAUGACAUGAGGAAUUUUUAGACAGUUCUCAAACUCAAAAGUGUAAUAUCCACAGCAAGAGCAGGGUUGGUUUUUUUCUUAUGCAUAUGCUUUAAGUUGAAAAACAAGAUGUAAAUCUGAAAUAUGUAUUCUGUUGUGAGUCAAGGCAAGUUGAACUCUUAAUUUAGUUGCAACCUCUCUACUAGAAAGUUACUUCCCUCUUCUUUGUGCGGUUGAAUUAAGUGUGUUACUAUCAAGCUUGAUUAAUAUGAUUCAAAAAAUGAGAGAUCUCUAGAAAUAUUAAAAGGAGUGCCUUUUUCAUGGUUCUGACAAUUUACAACAACCACAGAUCUAUCAAAUUUUGCUGUUAUUAUUGUCAUACCAUGUGUUUGUAUCAUGUAAUAUGGCUUUGAUUAUAAGAAUCCAGUUCCUAUUAGAAUUCUCAGGCUUAAGUCACACCAUUUACACCCAUCUUCAUGAUAACUCUCUGUGGCGCCCAGUAAAAAGUUCUUGUAAACUAAGGAAAGCAAUUUAAUUCUACUCAGAUAAAUUAGUUUGCCAUGAUAGCAGUCCUUUAAAUUUCAGGUGAAUGCGUUUUUUGAUUGACAAUGAAACCUGCCAUAACAUUAAUAUAAUCACAGUCUGAUGGCAAAGAUCUUUCCUCAUGCUUGUGUCCGCAUUUCAAAUAGAAAAGUUACAAUUCAUAACAAUUUAAUGUAAUAAUAGAGGUCAGCAAUUAUUACCAAUUCUAAUGUGGUCAUUAUUUGUUACCAAUUCUUAAACUUAUAUUAAAUUGCUUGCUUUAUUGUGGUAAAUUUGCGGCCAGGUUUCUGGUACCAGAAAUAGGGUGCUCAAAGCACUGUAUAUGAAUCCUGUAGUUCUACUUGUAGUUUGGGUUGUAGGGUAAGUUGAGCACUUAAAUUGAAUCAGAUUGUUAGUGUUUGGAUGCAAUGGAAGUUAAUUUCCUGGAUACACCUGCCAUAGCUGCAUGGGAAAAAAUAAGACACUUACCAAAUUCGUUUAUUGGAAUAAUAUUACAGCAUUUAAUGCUUCAAGACUUGUAGUAUUACCUUAAUUACUUAAACCCUAUUAGCAGAAGAUUGCUUUGACUCGUUUGGUUUUCAUUUCUCACUCUAAAAGAAAGAAGAAAGCCUUGCUUGCCUGCUUCAUUCCUUGCUAAUUGAAAGCUAGACUUACACGUCUGCUUAUGAAAACUUAAGUAAUUGAAGGAAUAUUACGUCUUGAAACAUUUAAUGCCAUUAUGCAUCCUGUAGACAAGUUUGGUAGGCUUAUUACAUUUUUCCAUGCAGCUAUGGCAAACUUCCUGGAAAACUUCCGUUUGCCUCCAAAUACUAAUUGAUUGAUUCUGUUUAAGUAUGCCAACGAAGGAUAUUCAAGUAUUGUCAUUUAGCAAUAAGUAGUAAAACAAAUUAGAAGAGUUUAUUCUGAAUGCACAACUGCCAAGGUAAUAUAUGGAAGGAAACAGAGGUGUGACCAAUCCGGGAAUGAGAGUUGGAUACCUUUGCGUACUAGCGUAGGCUUCAAAGCCCUAUAAAUAAGGUGCAUUUGUCCUCCAAAUUUCACAAGCAAUUCCCUAAGACUUCUUAUUCAUUGCUUUUCUAGUAGUUUCUCAAUGGCAGGAUCGUCAAGCAAGGGCCGCCGAAGGACUCAAAUGUGGAUGAUUCCUGGAGCAGAUGCUCGGCAGGUUGCUUUCUCCAAACGUCGAUCUGGCCUCUUCAAGAAGGCCAGGGAACUCUGCACCUUAUGUGCUGUUGAGACUGCCCUUGUCGUUUUCUCUCCCGGUGGCAAGGCCUUCUCCUUUGGCCAUCCUGGUGUUGACACUAUUAUGAACAGGCUUCCCAACUUGAGUAAGCCAGAUCUGGAAGCAAUCCAGUGCACUGAGGCUGAGUAUGAGGCCUCUCUGCGUGAGCUUAACAAAGAAUACUCUGAUAUUACGGAAAAACUGAACGCUGAAAAACUUCGAGGUGAGAGACUCAAACAGAUGAGGAUGGAGAGCCAAAGCCAGGGCCAAAGCUUGGUGGAAAGACCAGUUGAUGAACUUAACUUGGAGGAGCUCUUGACACUGAAAUCAAUGCUGGAGGAGUUUAAGGUGAAACUGAGGAAGCGCAUGCAGGAACUUUCAGUCGAGGCUGCUGCUUCAACUUCUAUAUUGGCUGGAGAAAGUGAUGCUUCCCUCGGUGGAACCACCGAGGGUAAUUCUUCUGCUGAUCCUCAUGACCAUGAUGUUGGUCAUGCAAAUUAAUUUUACCCCAAUCAGUCAGUUGGGAGAGGGUGUGUCUAGGGUGUCUUGGCAAAGGUGCUUCAAUUUAUGUGAACUGAUCUUAGUCAAUCCUCUCUGUUUUGUCUGUUGGGAUGAGGAAUGGAAACCGAAUAAAUUGAAAAUCAAUAAUAAUAAACUGGUUUCUUC
Theobroma umbraticum is the source of this 4797-nucleotide messenger RNA. RefSeq names its product agamous-like MADS-box protein AGL29. Gene Ontology annotation, biological process: regulation of transcription by RNA polymerase II. Lineage: Eukaryota; Viridiplantae; Streptophyta; Magnoliopsida; Malvales; Malvaceae. The record is from RefSeq and is a predicted model, not a curated record. Gene Ontology annotation, molecular function: RNA polymerase II cis-regulatory region sequence-specific DNA binding; protein dimerization activity; DNA-binding transcription factor activity, RNA polymerase II-specific.